AUGGAUUAUACACCAUCAAUAACUUUAACUGAGUUAAAAAAUGCAAUAAAAGCAAAUGAUGAAUCAUAUGCCAGAGAAGAAAAAAUUGAGAAACUAAAAAAUUAUAUAGACAAAGUAGUUGAAGAAGGAAAAUGGGACAUGGAUGAUGUAUUUAGAGAAACCAAUUUUAAUGAUGAUACAACAUUUAAUUGUGUUGUUUAUUAUUUGGCAGGGUAUUUGGCAAGAAGGCUUAGUAAGAAAACAAAAUGUCAACUUUGCCUAUCAGGAAUUAAAAAUAAUGAUUCCAUUGAUAAUAACUUAGCUGCAGCUAAGUUAACAAAUCUUAAGUCUCGUGGUUAUUUGACACAACCAGAUAGUGGCUUUUAUAUUUUGUUAAGACAAAUUGAAAAUUCAUUUGCUCUUAAUGCUCAAAGCCCAAAUGCUUUUGAUGAUACUAUUGACCAUUUUAUUAACAACAAUUAUAUAAUUCCAUUUCCUUGUGAUGAAAAUAAGCAUGAAAUAGUUCAGUUUAUUUUUGUGUCAUAUCUAACUAUGAGAAUGAGACAAUUCACUUGGAUGAGCAACAAAAAAACAAAAUCUACAAAUAAAGUAAAGAAAAAAUUGUCAAAAUUAGUCCCCCAUUAA
Messenger RNA from Rhopalosiphum padi (bird cherry-oat aphid), 624 nucleotides. RefSeq lists its product as uncharacterized. The record is from RefSeq and is a predicted model, not a curated record. NCBI's taxonomy places the organism in Eukaryota, Metazoa, Arthropoda, Insecta, Hemiptera, Aphididae.